UUUAGUCCUUUUAAUGUUGUCGAUGGUUUCACAUCUUUCAUUAUUGUUCUUACACAUUCGUUCUUGACUUUAAUUGUGCUAGUGCUCUUAUUAUCGACAAUCGACGGUUUAUUACACUUGAGUGGAAUAAGCUAGUCGUUUCGCAGCUGUACUGAUAAACGGACAUUUCGUUUGGCAUUCAACGUAAAUAAAUCAAAUCAAUAGAAGAGAAGUGCAUUCGGGUUAUACUAAAUUGUAAUCAGUGCAACUGCUUCAGGGCAACCACUUGUCCAUAUCCAAAGCGGACAUGCUGGAAGCUAAAAUUUAUUCCAACUUCUUAAAAUCGAUAAAGACAAACAAGAUUGUUUUCUUAGUCGAAAUCUAAGUAAUCAAAAAACAAUCUCUUGAUGAAUCUACGCUAUACGCGGGAUUAGUAUACAUCAAAGGUUUUCCAAAUUUUGUGGAGAUUUUUAAACAUUUUUUCAUUGUUUGCGUUAGUAUAGAGCGCAUCACCGUCUGAAGCGUAUAUAUCAACAGAAAAUAUCGAAAAUUCAAUUUCCAAUCAAAAGCGCCGUUUCAACCGAAAUGCCAAAUAAAAUCGAAUUUAAUUUCUAUUAAAAAAUAAACUGGAAUGUCUCAUCACUGGAUGAAAAUUCGUGCACUUCAUUCUAAUAAUCGCGUGUGGUGUUUGACGGUUCUCCCUGAUCCGUUGUAAAAUCAUGCUAUCUUACGACAUAGAAAAUACGAUAAAUUCAACGAAAGAAAAGGGCGAUGAAAUACAAGACAUCAUCGCCACCAUAAACAAUGACAAUACAAGUUGCGGUGGCGAGGCAUCAGCCGCAAGAAAACGAUGGAAAAUACUGGCCCGAGCCAUCAAACGAAAUGGGAGAAAUUAUUCGGAUGACAAGAAGGAUCGAAUUAGUAAUGACGAAUGUAUUGUGUCUGUUCGUCGAUUUAAUUCGUUCGACCUUGUGCAACAAGAUCAAAUUUCCACGGAAGACAAAGAAAAUCUGCUGGGACAUUCGGAAAAUUGGUACACAUACAAAUUAACAGUUAACUCAAUCGAAUAUAUGGUCAAUAUUCAUCACAUAAACCGUCCAGUCACUGCCGCUGACCUAAUGGGUUUUAACUACACCGGUAACGUGUGCGUGUGGCCAUCCGAAGAAGCUUUAGCUUAUUAUUGUAUGUCCAACGUGGAAAGCUUUAAUCGAAAGACCAUCAUCGAAUUGGGUGGUGGAAUGACAUGUUUAGCAGGUUUGCUAAUUGCCAAAUAUGCUAAGCCCCAUGGAGUUCAUUUGACCGAUGGAAAUGCGUUGGCAGUUGAAAAUGUAAAACGAACGUGUCGCUUGAAUGACAUCAACAAUUGUUACAUUAAAUGUUCCGUCUUGAAGUGGGAGCAGAUAUCGUCGUGUCGCUUCGAAAACGAAAAGUUCGAUUACAUCUUGUGUGCGGACUGUUUGUUUUUCGAUGAGGCCCGUUCGGCGUUAGUGGAUGCGAUCUGGCAUUUCCUGUCCGAUUCCGGAGUUUGUUUAGUAAUGGCGCCGAGACGUGGCCAAACAUUCGAUUUGUUUCUAGAGUGUGCGACACAAAAGGGAUUGAUUUGUAAUGUAAUCGCGCGAUACGACGAGCGUAUAUGGGAACGGCAUUUGGAAUUGAAGAAGUCGAAUUUUUACGAGGAGAAUAUUCACUAUCCGAUUUUAGUUCAACUGACCAAGUCGAAAUAAUUAAAAUCCUUGAACGUACCUAAUGGAAAUAUUUCAAUUUUAUCAAUAAAUGAAAAUAUCUGCGUACUUGUUAACAGUGUCCUAGACUAAAUUGUAGAUUAAAAUAUGAAACAAACGAAUGAGACCAAAACUAUGGAACAAAGCUUUAAAAAAUGGAAACAAUUUACAUUGUUUGUUGUGUAGAACUAAAUGUAGAAAAGUAUAGAAAUACAUUUGAUGUAACACUAAAAAUCCCUUAGACUAACUAGACAGCACUCUUUCCAAUUACUAGUUUAAUGUAACUUUCCCUUAUCAUUAUACUUUAAAAUAUUAUCGAACUAAUUGACUAGGUCUGAUGAGAAAGAAUUAAUUUCAUUUUGGAUUCGAACCUAUGUUGGAAAUUCUUUCAUGUAAUGGCUGAAUAAACCAAACUUCUUAUCUCUUUUUAAUGCACUUACUUUCACUUCUUCAACUUCCACACUUUUCUCUUAAUUGCACCUCUUAAAACUGAGAACCUUUUGAACAGCGAAUGCAAAACGUUUACAUCAACCUGUCACAUACGGCUAUUCAUCUGUUAUCGAUAACGAUGAAAAAAUAAUGACCCGCUCUGGGUAGUAUACAAAGUUCUUUCAGAACCUUGGUAGUAUGCUCCCUUUAUAUGGUAAAAUUCGUGUCAAAAAAAUUGAAGUACAAGAUUUCAAAUCAACCGAUCAAAAAUACUUUGAUUGGUGGAAGUUAUCCGAUAAUAAUACUGGUCAUAUGCUUGCCGUCGUAAGCAAACUGCACUGUACAUGAAUGAAUUUGGUUAAUAAAAAUGUUGAAAAU
This is a messenger RNA of Bradysia coprophila, 2507 nucleotides long. RefSeq names its product calmodulin-lysine N-methyltransferase. Gene Ontology annotation, cellular component: cytoplasm. NCBI's taxonomy places the organism in Eukaryota, Metazoa, Arthropoda, Insecta, Diptera, Sciaridae. The record is from RefSeq and is a predicted model, not a curated record. Gene Ontology annotation, molecular function: calmodulin-lysine N-methyltransferase activity.